Molecule: messenger RNA, 1099 nt
Organism: Octopus bimaculoides (California two-spot octopus)
Lineage: Eukaryota; Metazoa; Mollusca; Cephalopoda; Octopoda; Octopodidae
Product: UDP-glucuronosyltransferase 1A5-like
Source: RefSeq, a predicted model, not a curated record
AAAGUAUGGACAUAAUAACUAUUUUAUACUAAAUAAAGAACUCACGAAAACUUUCCAAAAGGAACAGAACAUAAAUAUCCUUCCAAUGAAUGAGAUACCAGAAAUUGAAGAAAUUCGCAGUGGUUCAGAGAAACAAGAGAGCAGAAAAGUAUUGGUUAUGAAAAAGGCCCUAACUUUAUUCCCUCUUGUGUGCGAGAGAUUUCUAAGGGAUGAAAAAUGGAUUGAAUUGCUGAGAGCAGUGAAUGCUAGUUUAGCUGUUAUUAAUGGAUUAUUUGUGACAAACUGUCUUACAAUAAUUGCUUAUGAAUUGUCAAUUCCGUUUGUUCUGACAGGAUCUGAGAUACUUCCUAAUCUUCAUCGUAUACCAUGGAACCCCAGUGUUUUUCCAAACAGCUUCCUCUCAUCCUUCGAUAAAAUGACAUAUUCAGAAAAGUUAAUAAGUACUUUGGUUGCUAUUGUAGACUACACUAUUCCUCCUCCUGUAGCGCCUACACACAGUGUCAAAACGUAUGCAAAAGACAAACCUGAUAUUUCAUUCAUAGAUUUGCUACAUCAGGCACAAUUUUAUCUUAUUGAAAAAGAUGUACUUCUAGAUUAUCCGCUGCCCCAACUUCCAAAUGUAAGAUAUGUUGGUGGCCUGGCAGCAAAACAUUCAUUGCCUUUGAAGGGAGAGUUAAUAAAAUUCGUAAAUGCUUCUACGAAUGGAAUAGUUGUGGUGUCAUUUGGCAGUAAUGUCAAUGAUUUCCCUGCUGUUCAGCUAGAAAAACUACAGAGCGCAUUGAAACAAAUAAAAUAUGAUGUUGUGUGGAGACAGAAGAAAACAUCAUUUUCUCAUAAGAAUAUUUAUAUCAGUGAUUGGGUACCACAAAAUGAUCUGCUUGGCCAUCCUAGAACUAAAUUAUUUGUUACUCAUUGUGGAAAUAGCGGUCAGUUUGAAGCUUUGUUCCAUGGUGUGCCAAUGCUGGGAAUACCUUUAUUUACAGACCAAUUUUAUAACUCUCGCAGAAUGACCGAGAAAGGAUACGGAUUGUCACUAGAUAUAGAGAACUUUACUCCGGAGGAAUUAAUAGAGAAAAUAAAAGAACUGAUUGAAAAUAAA